Fraxinus pennsylvanica is the source of this 2895-nucleotide messenger RNA. The record is from the annotation of a GenBank genome assembly. NCBI's taxonomy places the organism in Eukaryota, Viridiplantae, Streptophyta, Magnoliopsida, Lamiales, Oleaceae.
AUGGAGGACAAGUCUAUUGCACUCGAAGCUGUUGUCAAGGAAGAGGUUGAUCUGGAAAAUAUACCUCUUGAUGAAGUUUUUAGAUGUCUCGAAUGCACACGAGAUGGCUUGGGCUCAGAUGAAGUUCAGAAAAGAUUGGAGUUAUUUGGAUACAAUAAACUCGAAGAAAAAAAUGAAAGCAAGAUUUUGAAAUUUUUAGGCUUUAUGUGGAAUCCUCUAUCAUGGGUGAUGGAAGCAGCAGCCAUAAUGGCCAUUGCUCUUGCACACGGGGGACACAAGCCGUCGGAUUUUCCUGACUUUGUUGGCAUCAUUAUCCUGCUCCUUAUCAACUCCACAAUCAGUUUUAUUGAGGAAAAUAAUGCUGGCAAUGCAGCAGCAGCUCUCAUGGCUCGAUUAGCUCCAAAAGCCAAGGUUCUUCGAGAUGGGAAAUGGAGUGAGGAAGAAGCUUCAGUGUUGGUUCCUGGGGACAUAGUUAGUAUUAAACUUGGAGAUAUUAUUCCAGCAGAUGCACGCCUUAUGGAAGGAGAUCCUCUAAAGAUUGAUCAGUCUGCUCUCACUGGAGAAUCACUUCCAGUAACCAAGAACACGGGUGAUGGGGUGUAUUCAGGUUCAACAUGCAAGCAAGGUGAAAUUGAAGCAAUCGUUAUAGCAACUGGAGUACAUACUUUCUUCGGAAAAGCUGCUCAUCUUGUGGAAAACACCACACAUGUUGGGCAUUUCCAAAAGGUUUUAACCUCAAUAGGAAAUUUCUGCAUUUGCUCAAUCGCUAUUGGAAUGGUAAUUGAGAUUAUUGUAAUAUACGGCAUUCAAGGGAGGAAUUAUCGUACCGGUAUUGAUAAUCUUCUUGUACUGCUCAUUGGUGGAAUUCCCAUUGCAAUGCCAACUGUUCUUUCUGUCACCAUGGCAAUUGGAUCGCAUCGCUUAUCUCAGCAGGGUGCCAUAACAAAGAGAAUGACUGCUAUCGAGGAAAUGGCUGGGAUGGAUGUUCUUUGCAGUGACAAAACAGGAACUCUAACUCUGAACAAGCUUACCGUGGAUAAGAAUAUGAUUGAGGUUUUCACAAAAGGUGUUGACAAGGAUACAGUAGUGUUGAUGGCCGCAAGAGCAUCAAGGUUGGAGAACCAAGAUGCUAUUGACGCCGCAAUUGUUUCAAUGCUGGCAGAUCCACAGGAGGCACGUGCUGGAAUCACAGAAGUUCACUUCCUCCCAUUCAAUCCAACAGACAAAAGGACAGCUCUAACGUACAUAGAUCAAGCUGGUAAAAUGCAUCGAGUGAGCAAAGGUGCACCAGAGCAGAUUCUUAAUCUAGCACAUAACAAAUCAGAAAUUGGAAGAAGGGUACAUUCCAUAAUUGAAAAAUUUGCAGAACGUGGGCUACGUUCCCUUGCAGUGGCACGCCAGGAAGUACCUGCUGGAACCAAAGACAGUCCCGGCAGCCCCUGGGAAUUCGUUGGCCUUCUUCCACUUUUCGACCCACCUCGUCAUGACAGUGCUGAAACAAUUACAAGAGCUCUUGAUCUUGGUGUGAGUGUCAAAAUGAUAACAGGUGAUCAAUUGGCAAUUGCUAAGGAAACAGGAAGACGGCUCGGGAUGGGCUCAAAUAUGUACCCUUCUUCAUCUUUGCUCGGUGACCAUAAGGAUGAAUCUGUUGCAGUUCUACCAGUUGAUGAACUCAUUGAGAAGGCUGAUGGUUUUGCUGGUGUCUUCCCUGAACAUAAAUAUGAGAUUGUGAAGAAGUUACAAGCCAGAAAGCAUAUCUGCGGAAUGACUGGUGAUGGUGUAAAUGACGCACCCGCUUUAAAAAUAGCUGAUAUAGGAAUAGCUGUAGCAGAUUCCACUGAUGCUGCUCGUAGUGCUUCUGAUAUAGUUCUGACAGAACCUGGAUUAAGCGUAAUCAUCAGCGCUGUCUUAACAAGCCGUGCAAUCUUCCAAAGAAUGAAGAACUACACGAUAUAUGCUGUGUCUAUCACUAUACGUAUAGUGUUAGGAUUUAUGCUGUUAACAGUAUUCUGGAAAUUUAACUUCCCUCCUUUCAUGGUUCUUGUCAUAGCCAUCCUUAACGAUGGUACGAUCAUGACAAUAUCUAAAGACAGGGUCAAGCCUUCUCCAAUUCCAGACAGUUGGAAACUCAGUGAGAUUUUCGCCACUGGGAUUGUUCUCGGAGGUUACAUGGCUUUAAUGACUAUAAUAUUUUUCUGGGCAGCAUAUGAUACAGACUUCUUCCACAAUGUUUUCCAUGUAAAGAACUUCAACAAGCACCAUUUUAACAUGACAAAUGAAACGCAAGCAGACCCACUCAAUGAAAUGAUGGCAUCUGCAGUUUAUCUUCAAGUCAGCACCAUCAGCCAGGCCUUAAUUUUUGUGACUCGCUCACGAGGAUGGUCAUUUACCGAACGGCCGGGACUCCUGCUUGUGACUGCAUUCAUUAUUGCACAACUGGUUGCAACAGUAUUAUCUGCCACUCUAACUCUCAAAUUUGCUGGAAUCAGAAAGAUAGGCUGGGCUUGGACCGGUGUGAUCUGGUUGUACAACACACUGACUUAUUUUCUUCUUGAUCCCAUCAAAUUUGCCGUUCGAUAUGCACUCAGUGGAAAAGCCUGGGGUCUCGUUGUGGAGCAAAGAACUGCACUCACCAACCGAAAGGACUUUGGAAGGGAAGCUCGUGAGGCUGCAUGGGCUGCUGAGCAACGGACACUGCAUGGACUUCAAUCCGGUGAACCAAAAAUGUUCGAGCGCAGCGCCUUUAGGGACAUUAAUCUUAUGGCAGAAGAAGCUAAAAGGCGUGCAGAAAUUUCAAGGCUGAGAGAAAUUCGCACUCUCAAAGGCAAGGUGGAGUCUUUUGCCAAGCUGAGGGGAUUAGACGUGGAAAACAUGAACAACCAUUAUACUGUUUAA